AUGAACUUUAAUCAUGAUUACCUGCAGUUCAUACUAACACUGCAGUACACUCAUGUUCUGCUUCAAACAACUGAAGCUGUCUUAAACAGGAUAAAUGUCUCUCAAACGCCUCCAGAAAUCAAUGCGUGUGAAGGAGAUUCUAUCAACAUGGAAUGCUCUUGUGAGGAGGACGUACAAAUGGAAAGCAUCAGGGUAGAUUGGACUAAAGACUCAAAAUCAAUCCUCAAUGCAACCAGUUCAAAUGGCUCUGUAAAUCAAGCUUACAUUGACAGACUAUCUUAUUCUGUUGAGAAAGCAAAAUCAAAGCUGACAAUCAAAAGUAUUACUCGGGAUGAUGCAGGAUUGUAUCGUUGUAACAUGGUGAUUGAGAUACCAGCACCAGUUCGAAAGGGCAACGGAAAUGGAACAAUAUUGACAGUGCAAGCAGAUAACGAUACACCCAAAGUGGGAGCUUUGGUAGGAGCGGUGGUAUUGUUGUUGAUAUUGGUUCCUGUAGUGUUAUUUUACAAGAAACAACAGAAAAUUCAGAGAAAUGCAAGAAGUACAACUGCAGUACCAGUCCUGUUUGAUGUUGCGAAAGAAGAGAUCAUUGAACAAAAUCAGGAGAAUGAAGAAAGCUCAUCUUCAAGAGGCUCAUCUCAUUGGCUGACCUCAUCAUUGUAUGAAUCAUUUGACUACUUUGCAAUCCAAAAUAUAAACGAAGAAACCAGAUGCACAGUCUCAACCAGCUGAAUCUUCCACACCUAUGUGAAAGGAGAAAUAUAUUUUCAAAAUUGACUUUGUAUUUUAACUUGGUUCAUCAUUUCAGGAAGACUGGGAAUCAAGGAUGCAUUCUAACUGGAGACUUUGCUGUUGCCAUGUGUUAAUUGGAGCUGUGUCAGGUCAGAUGGUUGGCUGCAGCAUCAAUAUGAAACAUCAUGGAUCAAAGAGAUAAACAAAUUCAUUACCUUUUCUGUCACCACCUAUUGCAUGGGAUGAAGCGCUAAAUGGUGCAGAAUCAUCUUCCCAGGAAGCAUUUAGGAAUGGAAUGGAUGCAAUGUGUCCAUAAAGAAGGGAAGGAGAAAAAUAGUUGAUCUCAUUAUUAGAAAUUAACGUACCUGUACAAAAAAAACGGAUUCAGCGAUUUUAAUGGAUCCAAUCUAUUUUGCCUGUUACAGGUUGGAGUUCAUUCAAAUAUUAUGAUCAUGGAGUAUAGUGACUGUUGUGAUGUUCAGACAGUAUAGUAAAGUAAUAGUGUGGAAGAUUGCAAUGGCCCCUUUGAGUUUCCUGCUCUCAGGUAUUUCCUGUUUCUGCAGGAUGACCUCCAAGCUGUCAUUAUAGCCCAGAAGAAGAAAGAAAAUCAAAGUUUCAAUAUUUUUUACAUUUGUUUGAGGUGUGGGCAUCACUGGUUACACAAGCAUUUUAUGCCCUAUCGCCAGGUGCCCUGGGGAAUGUGGUGGAGAGCUGGUUUCUUGAACGAGAGCAGUCUAGAGGUGUAGGAACAUGGAGUGGUGAUAGAAAGGGAGAUACAGGAUUUUAACCGAGAAGAAAUGAAGGAAGGAUGAAAUAUUUCCAAGUGAGGAAGAUGUGUGACUUAUAGGGAAGCUUGCAGGUGAUGGUUUUCCAAUGUCCUUCUAGAUGGUAGAGGCUGCAGGUUUGCAAAGUGCUUUUGAAGGAGCCAUGGUGAGUUACUACAGUACAUCCUGUAGUUAGUGUACACUCCUGCCACUGUGCAUCAGUGGCAAAGGGAGUGAACGUUGAAUGUAGUAGAUGGGAUACAAAUCAAGCAGGCUGCUUUGUACUAGACUGUUUCGAAGGUUAUUGAAACAGUAUCCAUCCAGACAAGUGGUGAGUAUUCCAUCACUCUCCUAAUGAGAUUGGGACAGGUAUUGGAGAGACAGGAGAUGAGUUACUCAUCACAGAACUUUCAGAUUCUGAUCUGGUUUUUUAAAAAUUCCUUCAUGCGAUAGGUAAAUGCCAGAUAGGCCGACAUUUUUCACCCAUUCCCUAAUUAUCCAAAGGGCAGUUAAGUGUCAAACGCAUUGCUGUGGGUCGGAGUCACACAUAGGCCAGACUAGGUAAGGAUAGCAGUUUCCUUCUCUAAAGGACAUUAGUGAACAAUAAAAUCAUAGAUGUGUUUUUUUUUUGAGAAUCUGUGCUCCUCUUCUUCCAUUCAGUAAGUCAGCUGACACCAUUCUGAGUCGUGAAAGUUAAUGAAAGGGACCAAUGUUCCAUAAAGGAGUUAGAUUUUAAAAGCAGAUCAGGAACUUGACACCUGGAUAAAAUUUGGAAACUGACCCCCACAGUUUGAACGCAGUUGCUCUAAUACAGGAAGCAGAGAGGAGUUUGCUGCCCAAUUUGUGAGGCUGAGUGCUUCCCAGUGCCAGCGGCAGCCUACCCAUGCUGAGGUUUGCCUCUACCUUGAGGACAGAACAGGGGGUUAGGACGACUAACAUUCAAGAAUGAGGGCAACCAGGAAAAAUUAUGGUAAUGCAUACAAUUCAUCACAGGUUACCCGAGGGCUCAAUAUAUCUCAGUCAGAGGUUUUCUUUCACUCUGUGACAAGCCUGGAAAAAAGACAACUGUCUGUUUGGGUUCAACAAAAUAAUCAUGAACAAAGCCUGUUUUCGAUUGUACUUACCCUUUACCAAGCUCCUAAAGGAGGUGGAUGGGCCAUUAGAUGGCAGCAGUCAGGUCCCCCACUCCCUCCAAUAAAAGCACUAGAAAGUGCUGGAGCAACUCGGCAGGUCUGACAGCAUCAGUGAUGACAGAAACAAGGUCCAUUACUGCCUUUUUCCAAACUAUUAAGUGCUGAGCAACAACAUGGAAACACAGCAGAGAUGAUUUUGCCAAGUCAGAUGUUGAAUUUUCGGAGGAAACUAACUUCAAGGUUUUCAUUCUUCUGAAAGGUUUUCAAAUAAACAUAGCUCCUGUCGGAAUUCCAAAAGCCUGUUCGAUUAACGCUGAAUUUUUUUAGGCGAAAGUUGGUUUGCUCUAACAUCAAUUUAUUAUUUUUUAAAACACAGAUUUUUCAGAAAAGAUUUUAUCAAAAUUCAGUAUUAUUUCCCAUGCCCGGUUUAGUAACACAGGAAGAUCUAGAUGCAGUUUAUUAGAUUGUAGGUGGGUGAGAUGUCUGGAAAAGAAAGAAAUAUAUGUGUAGCUUAUAUUUUCUACCUUCUCUAAAUGGCAUUUCAGUUGUUCUGUUAUUUUACUUGGCAACUAACCAGAUAAAAAUGUAUGUAAAUUAAAACUGAAUUGGUUCAAUCAAUCAGUAAAAAAUCAAGGGUAAACUGUAUGGUUCAGGAAAUAGUCUGCACUGUUGGUGAUAUUAUCAGCAUUUGACAUUUAAACAGACAAAGAGAAAUGUAAAAGUCUUAAUGCUGAUAUUUUAUUGUACUGUUACAAAUAAAAAAUAGAAGGACACCUGUACAGGAUGAAACCUAAGCUAUAAGCCAACUAUAUUACACUUGUACAUAUUACACAUAUGCACCACAUAAAAAGAUAUGUGCUUUGCAAACACUCCAAAAAUAAAUCAGUAGGCUGGAAGCAAAAAUCAAAUGCAACAUGUCAAAGCAUGCAGAAACCAAACUGUAUGCAAUGUAAAGAGACAAAGUGUUAGUGGCCAAGAAUUUGCUGAGUCAGGCAUCUCAAACCUCAAACCUUUCCUUCACCCUUCAAAUUCAAAUAUUUUGCGCAUCAAAUCGCUGGAAAUGUGAACUGACAAUGGGGUGCAAUGGGCCACUUAGAACACAAGACCAAUAGACUCAAUUAAAAAAUUUAGGGAAUUUAAAAGCAACAGGUAU
This is a messenger RNA of Hemiscyllium ocellatum (epaulette shark), 3782 nucleotides long. RefSeq lists its product as uncharacterized. The transcript is spliced from 5 exons. Bases 1 to 732 code for a protein of 243 amino acids. Gene Ontology annotation, biological process: positive regulation of natural killer cell mediated cytotoxicity; immune response-activating cell surface receptor signaling pathway. The record is from RefSeq and is a predicted model, not a curated record. NCBI's taxonomy places the organism in Eukaryota, Metazoa, Chordata, Chondrichthyes, Orectolobiformes, Hemiscylliidae.